GCUUAGACAGACAGAUGCAGAAAUGAUCCUGACAGGUCCCAGCUUGUGUCUUCCUUCUCCAGCAACGGUCCAGGAGCUGUUCUCCGUUUCUCGGGAUGCCAGCAUCAUCCCUGAUAUCUCCUUGGAUCCUGUCCUUACCACCUUCCUGUCCCUGGACUCCUCUGCAGCGCUGCGGCACCAAUAUGUCUUCUUGCAGCGAGGCAUGACCAGGGAGUGGCAGUCGACAUUCAGGCUAAACUUGACUGAAGAGCUGGGAGGCUCCAGGGUUACCCAUGGAGGGGUAGGGGUCGUUGCUCUGGCUCUGUCCAUGCUUUUUGAACAGGUCGCCCAACAGGUCCGAACGCAAGGAGCAACAGUGGCUCAUAUAUCAACAAAGAGAUCCAAACCCAAUAAGAUUUUUGGCAUCAGUGCAUCUUCAAGAAUUGGCUGGAUUAUCCACAACUACCUCGGCCUCAUUCCUGGCAUCGCCAACAACCAGGAUAAGUUGGCUGAGACCACACAGCUGUAUGACAACUGGCUGAAACUUGAGCUGCUAGACCACUAUGAGAGAAUGAGCACAAAGAAGAGGAUGAGUACAGAGUCCAUGCAGCAGUGGCUGACAGGGGCUGCAUUUCAUCUGCACAUGAGAAUCCACCAGGUUCGCCUGCAAUCUGUGCCGUUAGGAUCGGUUGAGUCUCUGCGUUUGUCCUAUAAAUCAAGCUUAACUCACCUUGUUCAAGGCUAUACAGCCUAUCUGCGCAGGAACGUUCAGGAAAUUCAAGCUCCAUCACCACAAAAGCCCAAAACCAAAGCAAGCCAUUGGCCCAAACCAACAAACGGAUCCAGCAUAACAAAUGUGACCUUGUCCAAUAGUUUCCUCUUUAAUGUUAGUAUGUUAACUAAACCUGAUAAGUUGAAUGAUUCCACCAUGUCGAAUUCAACCAAAGGAAAUAACUGUGAAAGAGAUGUAUCUUGUGAAGACUUUGGAGCCAGUGAGCAGAACAUAAGCAACAGCUCCACACAAAACACGAGGAACACGAGCAAACUCAACCCUUCUGCUGGAUAUAAUGGGGAGCAGGAGGACGAGGAGGAGGGCAGAGUCAGUCUGUUAGUCAUUGAGCCUCAGAGAAACGUGAGUCACAGCGUGCAGCAUCAUCCCUGUGAGUCUGAAGCCAUCCAACAGGCUUUGGUGACUCGCAUCAUGAAUGCUCAGGACCUGGAGCGCAACAGAAACUUUUUCACACACCCUAACAGAGUCCUUCACAGCCUGCUCAGGCAGAUGGACGACUUUCAGUUGAAGGAAAUUAGACUGAAACCAUAAUUUGACAUUUUUCACAGACUUUGUACAGUUCCCCCCCCCAAAAUACAGCGAAAUAUUUUGUAAUGUUUUGAAUAUCUACCAACUGUUUGCUUCUUUUCUUAUUCUCUGUGAUCAUGAGAGAUGAUGGUGUUAUAUCAAAC
Molecule: messenger RNA, 1440 nt
Organism: Cololabis saira (Pacific saury)
Lineage: Eukaryota; Metazoa; Chordata; Actinopteri; Beloniformes; Belonidae
Exons: 3
Coding region: 23-1300 (425 amino acids)
Source: RefSeq, a predicted model, not a curated record